Messenger RNA from Rotaria sp. Silwood2, 342 nucleotides. The record is from the annotation of a GenBank genome assembly. NCBI's taxonomy places the organism in Eukaryota, Metazoa, Rotifera, Eurotatoria, Philodinida, Philodinidae.
AUGUCAAAAUUACGUGCUGCUCGAUCAUAUGGUUUAAGUAGAAAAGCUUUUUAUGAUAAUUUAGAAGUUGAAAAAACUGAAGGUCCACAAAAACAUUUAUUUAUCGCUGCAACAUCUGAUUGUGGUCUUUGUGGUGCAGCAAAUUCAUCAAUUGUUAAAAAUAUUCGUACACAAUUAACUGAUGAAAAACAAAAUUUCGAAGGAAGAAAAAUCAUUGCUAUUGGAGAUAAAUCUUGUACUGGUUUAUCUCGUACACAUUCAUCAAAUAUGCUUUUAUCAGUUAAUGAAAUUGGAAAACGAUCACUUGGUUUUGGUGAUGCAUCAGCUAUGCACAACAAUUAA